Molecule: messenger RNA, 1608 nt
Organism: Eruca vesicaria subsp. sativa (arugula)
Lineage: Eukaryota; Viridiplantae; Streptophyta; Magnoliopsida; Brassicales; Brassicaceae
Source: the annotation of a GenBank genome assembly
AUGGCAGAACAACAACUAGGAGUGCUAAAGGCACUCGAUGUUGCAAAAACCCAACUUUACCAUUUCACGGCCAUUGUCAUCGCUGGUAUGGGUUUCUUUACUGAUGCCUACGAUCUCUUCUGCGUCUCCUUGGUGACCAAGCUUCUUGGCCGCCUCUACUACUUCAAUCCGUUGUCAGAAAAGCCUGGCUCACUUCCACCUCAUGUUGCAUCUGCGGUCAAUGGUGUGGCUCUAUGUGGGACCCUUGCUGGUCAGCUCUUCUUCGGAUGGCUCGGUGACAAACUCGGAAGGAAAAAAGUGUAUGGUAUCACUUUGAUCAUGAUGAUAUUGUGCUCUGUUGCUUCUGGUCUCUCCUUCGGUAACAAAGCUAAGGGUGUCAUGACCACUCUUUGCUUCUGCAGGUUUUGGCUUGGUUUUGGUAUUGGAGGUGACUACCCGCUUUCUGCCACCAUCAUGUCUGAAUAUGCAAACAAGAAGACUCGUGGAGCUUUCAUCGCUGCCGUGUUCGCCAUGCAAGGUGUAGGUAUCUUAGCUGGAGGUUUUGUGGCACUUGCCGUCUCUACCAUUUUCGACAAAAAUUUCCCAGCUCCGUCCUAUGCAGUCGACAGGGCUAUGUCGACGCCUCCCCAAGCAGAUUACAUUUGGCGAAUCAUUGUCAUGUUUGGUGCUCUACCCGCAGCCUUGACUUACUAUUGGCGUAUGAAGAUGCCCGAAACUGCUCGUUACACCGCAUUGGUGGCCAAGAACAUUAGGCAGGCCACACAAGACAUGUCCAAGGUCUUACAAGUGGAUCUUGAUAUGGAGGAAAGAGCAGAGGAUAUCAUGAAAGACCCUAGACUUAACUAUCCCUUGUUCUCCAAGGAAUUCGCUAAACGUCAUGGUCUUCCUUUGCUUGGAUGUACAUCCACUUGGUUCUUUCUUGACAUUGCCUUCUACAGCCAAAACUUGUUCCAAAAAGAUAUUUUUUCGGCUAUCGGUUGGAUCCCUAAGGCAGAAACUAUGAACGGAAUUCACGAGGUUUUCAUGAUUGCUAGGGCACAAACUCUCAUAGCACUUUGCAGUACCGUACCCGGCUAUUGGUUCACAGUUGCGUUUAUUGAAACUAUGGGAAGAGUUGCUAUCCAGCUGAUGGGAUUCUUCAUGAUGACUGUCUUUAUGUUUGCCAUUGCCUUUCCUUACGACCACUGGAUCAAACCAGAUCACCGUAUUGGAUUUUUGGUUAUGUACUCCCUCACAUUCUUCUUCGCCAACUUUGGACCAAACGCAACCACCUUUAUUGUACCCGCUGAAAUAUUCCCGGCUAGGCUAAGGUCCACAUGCCAUGGUAUAUCAGCUGCUACUGGUAAGGCUGGAGCUAUUGUAGGAGCUUUUGGGUUCUUAUACUUAGCUCAGUCCCAAGACAAGAACGAAACGGAUGCAGGAUAUCCACCGGGGAUUGGAGUCAAGAAUUCUCUCAUCUUGCUUGGUGUCAUUAACUUCGUUGGUAUGCUUUUCACUUUUCUUAUCCCUGAGCCCAAGGGUAAGUCUCUUGAAGAGCUCUCCGGUGAAACUGAAGUCAGGAAAUCACUAGGCUUGCAUAAUGUCAUAUUUUCUACCAGUUCAUGUUAA